Microcebus murinus (gray mouse lemur) is the source of this 1443-nucleotide messenger RNA. It is a transcript of the gene SAC3D1, whose product is annotated as SAC3 domain containing 1. Gene Ontology annotation, biological process: spindle assembly; centrosome duplication. Gene Ontology annotation, cellular component: spindle; nucleus; centrosome. Lineage: Eukaryota; Metazoa; Chordata; Mammalia; Primates; Cheirogaleidae. The record is from RefSeq and is a predicted model, not a curated record.
GGACCGGCGGGGGCGUCGCUGGACGACAGCGCAGUGCAUCUUGGGAGGCGGAGUCGUCGCGGCCAGUGAGAGGCAGGCGGUGGGCAGCGGCCCGACGGCGGCGGCGGCGUGGGCUGCAAGGACGCUGGAGACCUGGCCGGGGAGGCGGGGGUGCGGGCCCUGCUAGGUUAGGCCUUAGCCCGCUUCUCCGAUCUCAGCCGGCCUUGGCGUGGCGUGCCUCCCCGCAGAGCAGGGCGAGUGGGUGCCGCGGUCCCCGGGAUGCUGAGCGCCCACCCUCUCCCCGCAGCCCACCAUGCCCAGUUGCCAGCUGCCCAUGGGCACCUGCCCGGACAUGUGCCCAGCCGCCGAGCGCGCCCGGCGCGAAAGGGAGCGCCGCCUGCACCGCUUUGAGGUGGCGCCGGGGUGCUGCGGGGACCGGCCCCGCGCCGACCCGCAGCGCACAGUGAAGGAGUACUGCCGGCCGGCCGCCGGCAAGCCCCGGCCACCGCCGAGCGAGCUGCGUCCGCCCUCGGUGCUGCUGGCCACCGUGCGCUACCUGGCCAGCGAGGUGGCUGACAGUGCCGACGCAUCCCGCGCCGAGGUGGCCAGCUUCGUGGCUGACCGCUUGCGCGCAGUGCGACUGGACCUGGCCCUGCAGGACGCGGAAGACGCCGAGGCAGCGGUGGUGCUGGAGGCGGCGCUGGCCACGCUGCUGGGCGUGGUGGCGCGGCUUGGGCCCGACGCGGCCCACGAGCCCUCGGACCUGGUGCUACUGCAGACUCAGGUGCAGGAGGGCUUCGGCUCGCUGCGGCGCUGUUACGCGCGGGGCACGGCGCCACACCCCCGCCAGGCCACCUUCCAGGGCCUUUUUCUGCUCUAUAACCUGGGCUCACCGGAGGCCCUGCACGAGGUUCUGCAGCUGCCUGCUACCCUGCGCGCCUGCCCUCCCUUGCGCACUGCCCUGGCAGUCGUCGCUGCCUUCCGUGAGGGCAACGCUGCCCGGCUUUUCCGCUUGCUCAGGACCCUGCCCUACCUGCCGAGCUGCGCUGUGCAGUGCCACGUGGGCCAUGCCCGCCGGGGAGCCCUGGCCCGCCUCCAUCGUGCCCUAAGUACCUCCAAGGGGCAGACCUUGCCUCUGAGCUUCAUGGUCUACCUGCUGGCUCUGGAUGGACCCAACGAAGCACGGGACCUGUGCCAGGCCCAUGGACUACCCUUGGACGGAGAGGAGAAAGUUGUGUUCCUGAGAGGUCACUAUGCUGAGGAAGGGCCGCCCCCUGCCAGUAGCUGCUACGUGUUAGUGGGGAGCAAACUUCGAGGGCGCACCCUGGAGGAGGUAGUCAUGGCAGAGGAGGAAGAUGAGGGUGUGGACAGGCCUAGGUCACCAGCCUGAGGAGGGAGUGUCAGAGCACUUAGGUUUCUUUCUCCAUGACUGCCAGACAAUAAAAUAAACUUAUUUUGUAGGGA